AUGCAGAAAAGAGUUAACUGCUUUGGAAAAGCUGAAAAAAUAGCCCCUCCUGAGGCCUCUACUCCUGUAUGCAAUGUUCCCAAGUCUAUCCGCUCCUCAAAAAACUGUAGUUCCUCUGCUAAGGAACCUUCAACAGAGCAAUGUCUGAAUAGUUCAGUACCUGAGCCAUGCAGCUCUGUACCACAGCCAAUUCCUAGCAACAAUGAAUUAACUGAUAUGUUUGAUGGUAUAUCAACAAAACUCCAGUCUUCUUUACCUGUUUCAACAAACCAGUCUACUGUCCCUGAAGUUCAUGAUAACUCCUUGGUAGAAGAAGGAACCUGUAUUGUCAACGUUGCUCCAUCUAUUUCUUCUAAACACAGUAGUGGCCAACAAAUUGUUGUUAACACCCAGCUCGUGAACACAGGUAGGCAACGAAGGACCAAAAAAACCAGUUUUUCUUGCUUGAAGCAUAUUCCAACCGAAUCAUUGGUCCUCCCUGAUGCCCCAAAGUGUCAACACUGUGGGGCUUAUCGAUUCCAUUUGGAACCUCCCAAUUUUUGCUGUUCAGGUGGAGAGGUUUCUGUUGUUCAUCCUGUGAUGCCUUAUGCCCUCUUCCGCCUUUAUUCCGGUACAGAUGAGGAAUGUAUUCACUUCUGCAAGAAUGCACGUACCUAUAAUAACAAUCUUGCCUUUACCACUUUUGCUGCAAAAUAUGAUAGAAAAAUGACUAAAAAUUCUCAGGGAGUUUACACUUUCCGUGUCCAGGGUCAAAUUUAUCAUCUUCUGAAUAGUCUCACACCAAAUGGCCACCCUCCUACUGGUAUCCAGCUGUACUUUUAUGAUCAAGAGGAAGAAUUGUCACAGAGACUCAAUACUUCUCCAAGAUUACGGGAGAGUACUCUUAAGCUUCUGAUGGGUAUUCUUGAGCAGAAUCCUUAUACCAAAGUUUUUAAGUCUUUAAGAGAGCUUCCUAAUCUAGAUAACCAUAGCAUAUUUCUUAAUUCCAACCCGGGCCUUGACCAACAGUUAUAUAAUAUGCCAACAGCUUCAGAAGUCGCUGCAAUAUGGACAGAGCAUGAUAGUGAAACCUUAGAAAAGGGCACCAACAUACAGGUUUAUAGUCAUGCAAAUACAAGCCAUAGAAUCCAACACUAUUUUGCAUGCUACGACUCUUUGCAGUACCCACUAUUGUUUCCCAGAGGUGAAUCUGGUUGGCACUAUGGUAUUCCAAGAAACACUACUGCUAAUAAAAGAAAGAGGGAAGAAAUUGAUGAUCACAGCCUUGUUGCUUUACCUAAGAUAGGAAAUGCUGUUGAUUUUAUUCAAAAGGAAAAUGAAGUUGCUGAGGAGGGAAAGAAAAAACGGGAAACUGUUUCUGCUCGAGAGUAUUAUUGCUACAAAUUGCAGAUCAGAGAUGAUGACACCUCAAUGCUCUUGCACACAAGGAGACUAUUGCAGCAAUUCUCUGUGGAUAUUUAUACUAACGGCGGUAAAGUUGGCCGCCGUGUUUAUCUUCCAUCUUCCUUUAUUGGUGGUCCAAGGGACAUGAGACGGAGGUAUAUAGAUGCUAUGUCUUUGGUCCAGAGAUUUGGUAAGCCUGACAUAUUCAUUACUAUGACUUGCAAUAGGAUGUGGAAAGAAAUACAUGAUAACCUAAAGUAUGGAGAAGAGGCUCAAGAUAGACCUGAUUUAGUUUCAAGAAGAGGCCUUCCUCAUGCUCAUAUGUUGAUUAUUUUAAAGCCAGAAUAUAAGCCCCUCAAUCCUGAAGCUUAUGACAUGAUAGUUUCGGCCGAAAUACCAGAUCCUUCUAAGCAGCCACAUUUAUACUUUCUGGUUAUGAAUCACAUGAUGCAUGGUCCAUGUGGUUUAUUAAAAAAGGAUAAUGUUUGUAUGAAAGAUGGGGUGUGCAAGAACCAUUAUCCAAAGAGUUUUAGUGACUACACAACUUAUACAGAAGAUGGUUAUCCUCACUAUAAAAGAAGGAUGGAUUGUCGCUGUGUAAGAGUGAGGAAUCAUUUGUUGGAUAAUAGGUGGGUUGUUCCGUACAGUCCCUAUCUUCUGGCUUUGUUUGACUGCCAUUUGAAUGUAGAGAUAUGUUCCACUGUUAAGUUAGUUAAGUAUCUUUACAAAUAUGUUUAUAAAGGGCAUGAUCGUGUGAGCUUUUAUAUCCAUUCUGAAAAUACCGUUGAAGAUGUAGAUGAAAUUUUAGACUUUCAGUCUGGCCGCUGGGUGGCUGCUGCAGAGGCUUUUUGA
Coffea eugenioides is the source of this 2235-nucleotide messenger RNA. RefSeq lists its product as uncharacterized. The coding region runs from base 1 to 2235 and encodes 744 amino acids. The transcript has 6 exons. NCBI's taxonomy places the organism in Eukaryota, Viridiplantae, Streptophyta, Magnoliopsida, Gentianales, Rubiaceae. The record is from RefSeq and is a predicted model, not a curated record.